CAGCCGCCUCGACCAAUAGCUACGGGGCCGGUCCGCCGUGCAGACGGAAGUAGUGCAGGCAAAGUGGUCCCAGAGUCAGGCGCAGCGAGGUGCUGCUGCAGAGCCGGGUCGUGGCUCACGCGUCUUGUGCCAAAAUGCCGCGCUUCGCCUUGACCGUUAUCCGCCAUGGUGAAACAAGACUUAAUAAGGAGAAAAUCAUUCAAGGUUGGUCUCAUCCGAUUAUUGCCCAGUUCUGCUUCACUGUUAAUGACUUGGUGGGGGCGAGGGGAGGCAGGCGGCAUUGUAAUUGAGUUGAAUUGGAUUGGGGUUAGGGGGUGAGGCUACCAUAGAAUUGGACUAAAACGGUAGGUCACUCGAAGGAACAGAAGUCUCUAAAGUGGGCAUGACGUGCACGGGUAGCUCCAAUAGUGUCUCUACGCAGACCCUCACGGGGGCCAGUCACUGAAAAGUCGCCUUGGGUGGGUUCUUAAGGACCACAGUCACGAUUUGACAAGAUUAAAGCCAGGUGGCACGUGCCAGUCAUCCCAGCAGGCAGAUGCCUGAGGCAGGAGGAUCUCUGUUUGAGGCCAGUAUCUGCACUAUACAAAGACUGCAAGGUUAGUUUAGGCUGUAAAGAAUGAUUUUAUAUUAGGAAAUAAGACAUUUACAGGCUCGCAUUAGCACUUUCCUAAACAGUUACUCUGAUUUCUGUACUAACGAUGAGAUUCCCUCUGCUGUGGGAUGGCCCUUUGGUUGGCUUGUCAUUCCCUCUGCUGUGGGGUGGCCCUUUGCUUUGCUUGUCAAAGCCAACUGCUCUGGAACGUGAGUAACCACAACUGCAUUCACAUCCAUCUUUAAGUUGGUUGGUCUCCGGACUUUGUAAGUUGGAUGCUCACUGGUCUCCCUCUGCCCCCCUUUUAAAAACAAACAGAUUCCCACACAGUCUGUGGGGUGGUGAGAUGGCUUAGUGGUUGAGAAAGGGUAUUGCUUUUACAGAGAACCCCAGUUUGGUCCCCAGUACCCAGACUGGUGACCCACAACCACUUUUAACUCCGGUUCCAGAUCUGAUCUCCAGGGGGUCUCUGACCCCCCUCUUCUGGCCUCUACAGAACUUACAGUCAAAUGCACAUACCCUGACACAGACAUCCAUAACUUACAGAAAUAGUAAAACAUAAGUCUCCAAGCACGGUCCCUAGCUGGCAGCAGUCUGUCCCUUCCUUCUGAUAUUGGUUGGUAUAUGUAGGUGGGAAAGCACUCUCAGUCAGUGCAGGCACACGUCUGCACUGAUGGUUUUCUCCCGGAACUUGCUCUGUUUCUGCUUUCAUCAGCUUGUUGAGCUGAGCAUGUAGCUCGGGAAGAAAGCUCUCGGGCUGGCUGAUGCUGGACCCCGGGCUGGCUGAUGCUGGCCCCUGGCCCCGUCCCCAGCACAGAGCUAUAGCACAGCUGGUGAAGGAGGCCUGUUGUGAGUGUUAACACAGUUUAUCACUUUGGCAGGAUCUAGGAUUGUAGAAACAACUAUGGGGAGCCUCUGGUUGCCAGGGAUGGAUCAUCUAGAUUAGAUUCAUUAAGUUGGGAAGACCCAUUGUAUUAGUCAGGGUUCUCUAGAGUCACAGAACUUAUGGAUAGUCUCUAGAUAAUAAAGGAAUUUAUUGAUGACUUACAGUCGGCAGCUCAAUUCCCAACAAUCGUUCAGUCACAGCUGUGAAUGGAAGUCCAAGGAUCUAGCAGUUACUCAGUCUCACGCAGCAAGCAGGCGAAGGAGCAGGAGCAAGAGCUCGACUCCCUUCUUCCAAUGUCCUUAUAUUGUCUCCAGCAGAAGGUGUAGCCCAGAUUAAAGGUGUGUUCCACCACACCUUUAAUCCCAGAUGAAAGGCGUAGCCCAGAUUAAAGGUGUGUUCCUUAAACUCGGAGAUUCAAUCUUCUGGAAUCCAUAGCCAAUAUGGCUCAAGAUCUUCAAACCAAGAUCCAGAUAAGGAUCUCCAAGCCUCCAGAUAAGGGUCACUGGUGAGCCUUCCAAUUCCGGAUUGUAGUUCAUUCCAAAUAUUGUCAAGUUGACAACCAGGAAUAGCCACUACAAUCCACCCCUUGUCAACUUGACACAAAUAAUAUCUCAUGUUCACAUGAAACAAUAACAAGGUUGUAAAUACGCCUAACAUGAUAUAACUAUCCCUCGUACAAUCGCAAACGCAUUAGUAAAUUUACAAUGGGCAUUCAUAUUACUUUAUAAUCCUCGUUUCUGCAACUGGUUACGUGGCCUUAAUUGGUAUUUAUAACUACCUUCCUCUACUACCCAUUCUGUAUUUCCUUCUCCUUCAGCCAGCACCUCAGCAGGUCUUGGCUCUUUUCCUGGAGGAUUGACCCAUACCUUCAUUCCUGAUGGGUCUGCGUCCUUUGUCAUCCUGCUUGGAUUAGGCUGUUGUAGUUUCCCAUUGACUUUAAUCACAGGACAUGGUAGUACUAAGAGACGCCCUAAGGGAUCUCCUACACUCCAGACAUAAUCUUGCUUACCACCAUUGUGAAGAGGUAAUCCAAUUUCUCCAUGGUAAUCUGGAUCUAUCACCCCUCCUAACACUGUUAUUCCUUUUUUAGCCUGUUGGUUUAAGGGCAUUAGAAGCCCAAAAUGACCAGGGGGAAGUCUGAGCUUCCAGUUCAAUGGAAUGUUUGUUGUAGCUCCUGGUAGGAGGACUCCCCUCUCUGGAGCCAAAACUUCUAGGCCAGCAGAACCUAGAGUUAUGGGGACAGGAAGCAAAAAUUUUCCUAGAGGGUCACUAGGAGUGAUAGUAAGUGGAACUAUUCCUUUUUCCACCCCUUGAUUCCUGGACCCAUGAAUCCUGGCUAUGGGUGAAACUGUACCAUAUAUCGAGCGCUGAUUCAAAGCAUAUACUGCCUUCUGAAGAACUCUGCCCCAGCCUUCCAAGCUGUUACCACCUAAUUGGCGCUGUAACUGCGUCUUCAAAAGGCCAUUCCAUCUUUCUAUCAGCCCAGCUGCUUCAGGAUGAUGGGGAAUGUGGACAAGGCGUAGAUGCGCCCCUUUCGGAGACUGGGUUUCGGCAAGCAGCGGCCGCCGGGCAGUUUCUGAGCAAUGUGCAGUUUACCCACGCCUUCUCCAGCGAUCUCACGAGGACUAAGCAGACCAUACAUGGCAUUUUGGAGAAAAGCAGAUUUUGUAAAGACAUGGCGGUGAAGUACGACUCCAGGCUCCGAGAAAGGAUGUACGGAGUCGCGGAAGGCAAGCCGCUAAGCGAGCUUCGGGCCAUGGCCAAAGCCGCUGGGGAAGAGUGCCCCAUGUUCACCCCGCCUGGAGGAGAGACAGUUGAGCAGGUAAAGAUGCGCGGAAAGGAUUUCUUUGAUUUCAUUUGUCAGCUAAUCCUGGGCAAGGCAGGGCAGAGAGAAAGCGUCCUGCCUGGAGCGCCAGGCAGCGGUUUGGAAAGCUCUUUGGCAGAGGUUUUCCCUGUUGGAAAACAUGGCAGCUUGGGGGCGAAUCCCAAAGGUGGCACCCUGGGCUUAGCAGCCAGCAUCUUAGUUGUGAGCCAUGGCGCUUACAUGAGAAGCCUCUUUGGUUAUUUUCUGAGUGACCUCAGAUGCUCGUUGCCAGGAGCGAGAGACAAAUUGGAACUUUCCUCCAUCACUCCCAACACUGGGAUCAGUGUCUUCAUCAUAGACUGUGAGGAAGCACGCCAGCCAUCGAUUCAGUGCGUUUGUAUGAACCUCCAGGAGCACCUGAACGGAGUGACUGAGAAGCAGCACUGAGUGUGGAGCCCGUGCAGUGGAGCCUCUGAAGGGAGGGACUUGGCCUCUGCUGCUGCCAUUUUAGAAGCAGCGGAGAAUUCAUGUGUUGAAGCCCCACUGGGGUUGUGGCUGUGUCAGACGUUAGUGGGGAAUCCACUCACAGCCAGCCUGGCUUUUCCUGUCAUUUUCUACACUGAUUUUUGUCACUCUGUCCCAUUAUGUCUCUGAUCUGUUAACUUAUGAGGACAUUGAGGCUUGCACAUCCGGGGAUGAGCAGCCUUCUUUCCACACACUUCCUUUUCCUUGGCCCUUGUGAUGUCUAGGUGGUGUUGGCUUUUGAAGAUAAUUGUAUGAUUUCACACUCGCUCACCAAGUGCUUGCAAGAAAGAAUGGUUUCAGUAAUACGCUGCGUAUUUGCAGUGAUCCAAAGUGUUCAGAGUGAAGCUUCAGAUCAGUGUUCAAGGUAAAGUGACCGAACACUCUAGUGUCCUGGAGAAACUAGCUCUUGGGAUUUAUUAUUAUUAUUAUUAUUAUUAUUAUUAUUAUUAUUAUUAUUGCCUCAGAAUACAGCAGAGGGACUGAAGGGGUGGGUGGGCAGUUAAGAGUACUUCCUGUUACUCAGAACUCCAGUUCAGAUCCCGUUACCCAUGUUGGGGAGCUCACAGCUGCCUGGAACUCCAGCAUUGGAGAGCCAGUGCCCCCUCUGUGCCUCUGCAGACACUUGGCACACAUACACACAAAUAAAAGUGAUGAAAGCAGCCUCGGGGGAAGAAAGGAAUGCACCACUUGAUCAAAACACACUAAGAAUCCCCUGAGCAGAAGGAAAAAGGAGCUCUCCAGGCAAACAGGGUGGGUGAGGGGUUGCUCAAAUUGUCCUCUGCUUUGUAUCUGGCUUGCCAGUUGAUCUAAAGAAGAGGUGCUGAAAACUGCUAUCUAGAAGGCACAGAUGAAGAACCUUCCCUCUAGGUGGCCCUGUAGGAAAGGGAUUUUGAUUGCUGCUCGGGAGUCCUUAAUUGGGAAACCGGAUUGAACUGCUGAAAUGCCAGCUCACACCACAGCCUCAGGGAAAGGAAUUACAUGGGGAAACUGUAAUCAUAACAGCGGGCCCAGAUAGGCAUCAAACAAACUUAAACCUAGAAAAAGGAAGGAAUAUGUCGAGGCUCACAGCUGCUAGCUUGCCACAGCUGUAAAGCACUGCUAGGUCCUUCCCCUGUCUAGACACUGCGGAGCUGGUGUCAACACUGGGUACUGGUGGCCCCAGACUAGGGAUUUCCUUGAGAUUCCAUAUGCAUAUGUACCUUGCACAAAAACAUCACUAGUGUGCACCCAAAGUGUGGCCAUCUUCCGAGAAACCCAAAGACGUGAUUAAGGGGGCCGCAGAAAAGUUGCCCUAUGGGUGACAGCAAACUUCAGCCCAAAAGUGGCGCCAGCAUCGGAGCCAGUGGUGGAUGCGUGAAUUUGAGAGGGAAGCCCGAGGGGUCUGGAGGUGGUCUUCAGUGGGCCCUGGGUUCCAUCCUUGGUAUUAGGGGGGAAAAACAAGAAGGCUGUGGGUUUGGUUCUCUUCCUACUUCUGUGGAGGCCCCCCACCCCGACCCGGCAAGCCUUCAGGUGUCAACAGUGUGGUCCAGGGAACAGUUGUGACAAAGUUUGGUGGGCUGGCUUCGUCUCCAGUUGGACUCUUGUCUGGCCUGAGUCUCUGCUGCUCCCCUGAGAGUGAUUUCUCUUCCUCCUUAUCAGGCUGUAUUUUCCCAUCCCUAAGAGUAGAUGAUAAAAUGUUACAUUUUGAACACAUUAAAAGAAAUUUAAAAAUACACAAUGGUUAGGCUGCCUCAAAGCAGUGUCCAAGUGUUAUUUUGAUCUAAAGUCAGGUAAGAAGAAAUGGCAGCUUUGCCUAACAACAGUAUAACCUCAGACCUCAUCCUUCUCCUCUUCCCCCCCCCACUCCCCAAGCUCCCAGGGAUGCCUUGAUACCCGUCUUGGUACUUGCGGAGCUGCAUCCUACCACCCCCCACCCCCACCCCCUCCGUGGCCUCCAGUCAGACCCGCUCACGUUCCACUAGGUGGAUUUGUUACAAAAGAUUAUUUUUUUUUUAGCAACUUCAGGUUUAUGGAAAAGUCAAACAAGGAGAAGUUCCCCUACACACCCUCCCCCCCCCCCAUUUAUUCUGUUGGCAAAAUCUCGCCACAGCGUUGAAGUCUGUAUCUGAACGAAGUGUGCCGUUUGUCAGUUUUGUGUUACCACGUUAAUGGAGUGAAUGUCGCCUUCCUGUGAGCUCAGCGUUUCCUCUGGCUGUCAUCUCCAUUGUAUAGAAAGUCCAGCAUCCACACCAUUCUUAGUGUGCCCCGCACUACCUUUUUCUGCCGGUGAUGGAUACGUGAAUUUGAGAGGAAAGUUAUAAAAAACCUGAAGGGUCUGGAGGUGUUGCUCAUUGGGCCCUGGGUUCCAUCCUCAGUAUUGGGGGAAAGAAACACAAAAGGAGAACAAAACAAAAACCUACUUUUAAAGAAGAGAAAUCCAGUGUUAGUGAGGAAAUGCAGGGUGAGCUAGGGGUCUAGUGUAGACCAGGUGCAGAGCAUCAUGGGAAGUCCUCUGGUUCUUUACCAGGAGCAUCUGAGCAGCAGUGUUGUUCCAAUGCCUUUCACGUGUACAGAAAUACCCAGCUAUCUGUAGUCUUUGUUUUACCCAUAUUGUUUGAGGCACUAUUUAUUUGGGAAUGUAUGGAUCUACUUAAUUGUAACCAGUAUUCUACUGAAUAAAGCAUCUUUUGUUUAUAAAGGA
Molecule: messenger RNA, 6487 nt
Organism: Mus musculus (house mouse)
Lineage: Eukaryota; Metazoa; Chordata; Mammalia; Rodentia; Muridae
Gene: Tigar
Product: Trp53 induced glycolysis regulatory phosphatase
Exons: 6
Coding region: 3154-3729 (191 amino acids)
Biological process (GO): response to stress; regulation of pentose-phosphate shunt; regulation of programmed cell death
Cellular component (GO): nucleus; mitochondrial outer membrane; mitochondrion
Molecular function (GO): catalytic activity; fructose-2,6-bisphosphate 2-phosphatase activity
Source: RefSeq, a predicted model, not a curated record